Messenger RNA from Pezoporus occidentalis (night parrot), 4234 nucleotides. RefSeq names its product integrator complex subunit 6 (gene INTS6). The transcript has 18 exons. Lineage: Eukaryota; Metazoa; Chordata; Aves; Psittaciformes; Psittacidae. The record is from RefSeq and is a predicted model, not a curated record. Gene Ontology annotation, cellular component: integrator complex. The coding region runs from base 429 to 3011 and encodes 860 amino acids. Gene Ontology annotation, biological process: snRNA 3'-end processing.
GAAGCGCCUCAGUCAGAGACAGAAAGUGCCGGGGCGGUGGGGUUGCUGCUGCUCCGCCCGAAACUUCUGAGUAACAUCAACAGGGGGAGGGGAGGGCGGGCGGCGGUGGAGGAAGGUGGUGUGGGGGGAAGGCUAGCAGCAGCGCAGCCCUAUCCGCCUCUCCCUUCAUAAACCAGCCUGUGUCGGGCUGAGCAGGCCCCUCACACAAAGGAGGGCAGGGCAGGCAGGGCUGUCCCCCCUUCCCCCCCGCCUCGGCAGAGGGGCAGCGGGGACGCGCCCUUGCCCGUGCACAGCACUCACAGCCACUUACUCCUCUCCUGUCCCCGUCUUCUUCUCUUCUCCCCUCCUUCCCACCCCGCCCCGCGGUUCUCCCCUCAGCCCCCCGCCCGCUGUCCAUGUAGCCGCCCGGCCGCCGGCCCCUCCGCACUAUGCCCAUCUUACUCUUCCUGAUAGACACGUCCGCCUCCAUGAACCAGCGCACCCAUCUGGGCACCACCUAUCUGGACAUAGCCAAAGGCGCUGUAGAGACUUUCAUGAAGCUCCGAGCUCGGGACCCGGCCAGCCGGGGAGACAGGUACAUGCUGGUCACUUUCGAGGAGCCUCCCUACGCUAUCAAGGCUGGCUGGAAGGAAAACCAUGCAACGUUUAUGAAUGAACUGAAAAACCUUCAGGCUGAAGGACUCACAACUCUUGGCCAGUCCCUAAGGACAGCUUUUGACUUAUUAAACUUAAAUAGAUUAGUAACUGGCAUAGACAACUAUGGGCAGGGACGAAACCCCUUUUUUCUGGAGCCAGCAAUAAUUAUAACAGUCACUGAUGGAAGUAAAUUAACUACUACGAGCGGGAUACAGGAAGAGCUCCAUUUACCUCUCAAUUCCCCUCUACCUGGAAGUGAGUUGACUAAGGAACCCUUUCGAUGGGAUCAGAGGUUAUUUGCUUUGGUUCUCCGUUUGCCUGGUAUUACAGCACCAGAAUCGGAGCAGAUGACAGGAGUACCGGUGGAUGACUCUGCAAUCACACCUAUGUGUGAAGUCACAGGAGGUCGAUCAUAUUGUGUGUGCUCCCCAAGAAUGCUGAAUCAGUGUCUUGAGUCAUUGGUGCAAAAAGUGCAAAGUGGCGUGGUAAUAAAUUUUGAAAAAGCUGGACCGGAUCCCUCACCAAUUGAUGAUGGGCAGGUGGAUAUAUCUAGACCCUUUGGACCCCAACCUUGGCACAGCUGUCACAAACUUAUUUAUGUCCGACCAAACCCUAAAACUGGGGUUCCUAUAGGUCACUGGCCUGUUCCUGAAUCCUUUUGGCCAGAUCAAAAUUCUCCAACACUGCCACCUCGCACAUCUCAUCCUGUGGUGAAAUUUUCCUGUACUGACUGUGAGCCGAUGGUAAUUGACAAACUGCCUUUUGAUAAAUACGAGUUAGAACCUUCACCACUGACCCAGUUUAUCUUGGAAAGAAAAUCCCCUCAGACCUGCUGGCAGGUAUAUGUGAGCAAUAGUGCAAAAUACAGUGAACUUGGUCAUCCUUUUGGUUACUUGAAAGCUAGUACAGCGCUGAACUGUGUGAAUUUAUUUGUGAUGCCUUACAAUUAUCCAGUCCUCCUUCCACUGCUAGAUGACUUGUUUAAAGUACACAAGGCAAAGCCUACAUUGAAAUGGCGACAGUCAUUUGAAAGCUAUUUGAAGACAAUGCCUCCAUAUUAUCUUGGGCCUUUGAAGAAAGCUGUGAGAAUGAUGGGAGCACCGAAUCUUAUAGCUGACAAUAUGGAAUAUGGACUUAGUUACAGUGUCAUUUCCUAUCUCAAAAAGUUGAGUCAGCAGGCCAAAAUAGAGUCCGAUAGAGUCAUUGGCUCUGUAGGCAAAAAGGUAGCGCAAGAGACUGGAAUUAAGGUCAGAAGCAGAUCACACAACCUGUCUAUGGCACAUAGGAACGAUUUUCAACAUCUGCUACAGGGGAUUACUGGGGAAAUUCCUCAUAGACCUCUAGACCUCAAUAUGAAGGAGUAUGCUGGGUUCCAAAUAGCUUUGCUGAAUAAGGAUUUGAAACCUCAGAGUUUUAGAAAUGCUUAUGACAUACCCAGAAGAAAUCUUUUGGAUCAGUUAACACGAAUGAGAUCUAAUUUACUGAAGAGUACUCGCAAGUUCCUCAAAGGACAAGAUGAAGACCAAGUUCACAGUGUACCUAUAGCACAAAUGGGAAACUACCAGGAGUAUCUAAAACAAGUACCUUCUCCACUCCGAGAGCUUGAUCCUGAUCAACCACGAAGGCUUCAUACAUUUGGCAAUCCAUUCAAAUUGGACAAAAAGGGAAUGAUGAUAGAUGAAGCAGAUGAGUUUGUAUCAGGGCCUCAAAAUAAACAUAAAAGACCUGGAGAACCAAAUAUGCAAGGGAUUCCAAAACGACGACGCUGUAUGUCACCCCUGCUCAGAAGUCGACCACAAACUCCUCCAGUUGUGAAUAAUCACAUUGGAGGAAAAGGGCCACCAACACCAAUCACACAAGCACAGCCUGACCUUGUUAAACCUAUUCCUGUUCACAAAACAUCAGAAACAAAUAAUGAGGCUACAAUAGAUGAUGUGGUUGAGAAUCAUGUUACAGAUACACUUUCAUCAGAUGUUUUCCCAAAUACUGUGGAUUCAGAGUUUUCAACGUCCUCUUCUUUGUUCAAUUCAUUGGAUCGACCAGCAGCUCAUACAGAGGAUGUAGGCCAUGAACAUUUAGGGAAUAACAUGAAUGUUGAUGGGUUUUUGGAGAAUCAUGAAGAAUCAGGUAGUAAAGAACAAAGUACCGAAGAGAACUUGCCAAUGUCUUCACCCAGCAAAGGGAAAAAGCCAGUGCAUUGCAGAAGUUCCAGAGAGAUUAAUAUAGAGCUAAGAGCACAAAUUAUGAAAGAAAUCCGAAAACCAGGAAGGAAAUAUGAAAGAAUCUUCUUUUUACUAAAGCAUGUACAAGGAAGCUUACAAACCCGACUGAUAUUUUUACAAAAUGUUAUUAAAGAAGCUUCAAGCCCCAAUUAAUGCUGCCUCUUGGAUUUCCACCUGAAAGAAAGGAAAAGAAAUGGGAGAGUCCCAUCUCUUGCCCUGAUCUGCAGUUAAGGGCCACCAGUGUUUGCAAUGUGCAUGUGGAGUACAUCUACAGUUGGCACAGACCAGGGAAGCAGAAAGGUGAGAUAUGGUUAACUAUCACCCUUCUACUGUGCUGGUGUUUGAACAGCUUGAGAAACAUGUUCAGCAUCUCAAGAGAAGCAAGCAAGCAAUGGUAAUGCGUGCAUAAACUACACAGGGGUCUAGGACUGCCAUUGCCCUUCACACGGAUUUUGCAGCAGCUCUGGAGCAUCUGAGGCUUCCAAAAGGGAAGCAAAAAAGAAGGAGCUUUCCUUGAUAAGGCUCAUGUGACCAAAAGUAGAAGAAAAAUGGGGAUUGCACAGCUCAGUAAUUUUAGUUUUAUGGAAAUUAUACUGGAGAAUUUCUGUUGAGAUGCCAUUCAGCUUGUGAGAGUCAUUUAUUGACUCUGAAGUCCAUAGCUGAGAUUUUAUUCUAGAUUUCCCCACUCAGCCAGCCCCAGCUGUUCACAUGAAUGAGCUUUUAGCAGAAGCUACUGCACAUGAAGGUCACUGCAAAGUGUGUAAGAGAGAAGCCUGCCUUCAAGGAGACAAAACUUCCCCGUCGUUGCCUUUAAUGCUAUCAAAGAGAUCAUCUUCAAAAUACAAAGCUUGUAACAGUUCAGGAGCUAUAGAUAAAAUAUUAGUAACCUUUUUUUAUUUUUUGCUUUUAUAAUCUGAGCAAACAGAUUUAACUGACAGAAAAAUGUUUUAUUUUCUCAAACUGGAUUUUUUGUGGGCUGAUAAAGCUGGAUUUCACUUGAGUCUUUAGUGUUGGUCUGAGAUCAAAUAUUAUAGAGUUAUUAUGAGCAAUUGCAAAGGCAAAAUGGAAGUGUGUUAAUUAUAAAAGUUUAAAUUUAGGUAGGAACACAUUUAAAUGCCACUAUGCCUUAAUAAAUAAAUAAAGACUAGUAGUUAUUUUUGUAGUAAUAAGCUCCUAAAGUGAGAAGUACAGCCUGUAUAUUUGAUUUACCUGUAGCUCCUGAUGCGUUUGUACCAUCUUCUGUUAUUUCAAUCUCUGCUUUGUGAAUAGCUUCUGAAAUAUAAAGAUUAUCUUGCUCUGCAGAAAAAUACCAACCAAACCAAACCAAAACAACAAAAAAAAGCCCACCAAAAAACAAACAAAAAAAAAAAACAAAC